This is a messenger RNA of Coregonus clupeaformis (lake whitefish), 2366 nucleotides long. It is a transcript of the gene tbx18, whose product is annotated as T-box transcription factor 18. Gene Ontology annotation, biological process: morphogenesis of embryonic epithelium; cell fate specification; regulation of transcription by RNA polymerase II. NCBI's taxonomy places the organism in Eukaryota, Metazoa, Chordata, Actinopteri, Salmoniformes, Salmonidae. The transcript is spliced from 8 exons. Bases 266 to 1840 code for a protein of 524 amino acids. The record is from RefSeq and is a predicted model, not a curated record. Gene Ontology annotation, molecular function: DNA-binding transcription factor activity, RNA polymerase II-specific; RNA polymerase II cis-regulatory region sequence-specific DNA binding. Gene Ontology annotation, cellular component: nucleus.
GUGAAAGAGAGAGAGGGAGAGAGAGCGAGAGGAAGAGUGAGAGAGUGUGUAUUGGGCCACUAGGACGGUAUGUGCGACAGUCCUGAACGGGCCGUAGCUAACGGAGAGAGAAGCGUCCUAAAGACACAUAGAAUCGAACAGCAGCCCCGGGACGAUACUAUUACCGUGGAGGCCCUCGGGGUGAACAUUUCACUUCACUUCUGUUUAGAGCGAAUUUGUCCUUCUUUCCUCUCCUGCGUCUCUACCCGGUCGGACGGUUGGUGGAAUGGCAGAGAAGCGACGCUCCCCGUGCACUCUGAGCGUCAAGGCGCACGCGUUCUCGGUGGAAGCUCUGAUCGGCUCGGAGAAGAGACGGAAGCUCGGGGAGGACGACACUGGGGUGUGCUUUCUCGAGGAGGUCACCGAGGUGUUGGAGCUGCCCAGUAACGGAGGGGAGAGUAAGGAGAGGGCGUGCAACCACGCAAGCUACCGGGGAAGCGAGAUAGAGUGCGCUAGUGACGGCUCGCUGGAGAGCUGUGACGUGCUGUUGGAAAGCCCCCACCCAGAGGCCCAGGCCCAGCGCGCGCCACCGGUAACAGUAACGGUUCCCGGAGAGGAGAUGCGCGUGGACUUGCAGGGCUCCGACCUGUGGAAACGGUUUCACGAGAUCGGUACAGAGAUGAUAAUCACGAAGGCCGGCAGGCGGAUGUUCCCCGCUAUGCGCGUGAAGAUCUCGGGACUGGACCCCCACCAGCAGUACUACAUCACCAUGGACAUCAUCCCCGUGGACAACAAACGAUACAGGUACGUGUACCACAGCUCCAAGUGGAUGGUUGCGGGAAACGCGGACUCCCCCGUGCCGCCGCGCGUGUACAUCCACCCGGACUCGCCAGCUUCCGGUGAAACGUGGAUGCGUCAGGUGAUCAGCUUCGACAAACUAAAACUGACCAAUAACGAGCUGGAUGACCAGGGACAUAUCAUCCUCCACUCCAUGCAUAAGUACCAGCCCCGUGUGCAUGUGAUCCAUAAGGAGCGUGGCGAGGAGCUGUCUCCUGUUAGACCCGUUCCCCAGGGAGACGGAACCAGAACACUCAGCUUCCCAGAGACCACCUUCACCACUGUCACCGCAUACCAGAACCAACAGAUCACCAGGCUGAAGAUCGACAGGAACCCAUUUGCUAAAGGCUUCAGAGACUCCGGCAGAAACCGGAUGGGUCUGGAGGCUCUAGUAGAGUCAUAUGCGUUCUGGCGUCCGUCUCUCAGAUCCCUGACAUUUGAAGACAUCUCUGGAAUUAAGCAAGGAGCUCCAGGGCCCCGUGGAGGCGUAGGAUCGUCUCACCUGCUCUCCUCUUCUCCUUGCUCCUCCCCCUUCCAGGUGUGGCCUCUCUCUCCCCCAGACUACACCUGCAGUCGGCCGACACACCCUCACACACCCCUACAUCGCUACGGUAACCUCCCCGAGCCCUUCCCCCAUUCUACGUCGCGAGGACCAUCAGCCUAUGACAGUGAAGGAUUCUGCUCUAUGUCCCUCCCUCCCUCUCAGAUUGGUUAUCUACAAAACCCCGCUCACCAGGGUUACGGAAGUCUCCGCCUCCACUCCCCCCCAUACGGUCUCUACGGUUACGCCUUCCCCCCCUCCCCCCGCCUCGUAGCCAGCCCAGACAAGAUGGCGGCUGCUUCUGCCGCUGCAGCCAAUCAGAACCCUUUUCUCUGCUCUUCCCCCAGCGGAACCCUGGCGGACAGUCUGGGCAUGCUCAGUGGAGGCCAGCAGGCCAACCUCCUUUUUGACUCUCGGACGCUGGGAAUGGCUGGCAGCCAGUCGGGAGGAGGGGCUUCACAGGUCACUACCCACAUGGGCUGAGAAAUACCCUGACCCCUGACCCCCGGGGUUGCUAUCGCAAAUAGCUGCUGCUCUGGGUGGAGGGUGGGUUCUGAACUCUGGAAUUAAUCACCAUCCAAUGAGGAUUGACGAGACAUCUCACUGACCUAUGGGGAGACAGAGAGCGUUGGAGAGAUGGAGAGAGAGAGGAAAGAGAGAGCGAGAGAGAGAGAGAGAGAGAGAGAGAGAGAGAGAGAGAGAGAGAGAGAGAGAGAGAGAGAAAGGGGAGGGAACAGCUUUAGUGACGUUUCUAUGAGCACUAAGAAAGAUAAAGAGAGAACGUCCAACUCCGCUGACUAAAGGGAUAUUUUUAUUAGGUACCUGUUGUUGUUGUUGUUGUUGUUAUUAAAGGACUAAAUGGACAGAAGCUUCUGAGAGACUGAAACAGCUCCAGUGGAGGGUAGAUGUCUUGUACAAGUCUGGAGUCCUGAGAGAGUAAAUACACCAGACCGUAAAUACACCAGACCGUAAAUACACCAGACCGUAAAUACACCAGACCGUAAAUACA